AUGAUAUUAAAAUUUUUGUUCAUUUUGAUAUUAAUAAAUAUAAUAAAAUGUGAUAUACAAACAAAAAGAAAUACUGCUUUAGGUACUGCAAUUAACAAUACAUUUAAUUUCUUUGAGAAAUUAAAUUACGUGUCAAAAAAUUUAAAUAACAAUAUAACUGUUAUUAAUAAAAAAGUUACAGAAUAUACUACAAAUGUAACAAAAAAAAUGUUUACUCAUCAUAAAAGGGAUUUAUAUAAGAAUUCUAAAGAAGGCAUUAAUAUAUUCAACGGAUUUCAAGAUUUCAAUAAAUUAAAUUUUGACGGUGUCCAAGAUAUAAAUUUUUUUCCUCUUCAAUAUGGAUUCAAAACAAUCUGGUUUGCUGUAGUUUUGGAUAUUUCCAAAGUAUCUUUAUACGAGAUAAAUAAUGAAAUUUUUGAUGAUGUUGGUUCUUAUUCUCUAAUAAAUGGAACAGAAAUGAUUGUAAAUAGUUACACUUACGAAGCCCUUCUUAUAAUUCAAAAUCAAAAUGGAUCAGUUGUUGUCUUAAGUUUUACUAAAGUUUUAGAUAAGUAUUACUUACAACCAAUUCAGAAUUUUGAAUUAAAUGAUGUGAUACAUUUAACAAUUUGGAAUGGAAUGAAUAAGUUGUACUUAAGCACUAUUUCUCAUUCAAACAUUUCAAUUUUUACCUGGUUUGGUAACUACUUUGAUUUGAUGCAGGUCAUCAAUAUUAAUACCAAAAAAUUAAUUCCUUUUCAAAGCAAAGGAUUUAUGUACUUAGCAGUGACUGGAUCUAAUACUUUGAUUUUUAAGUAUUUCUUAAAGUUCAAUAAGUUUCUACUAAUACAAAGGCUACCAUCAAGUCAAGAUGUUUCUUUCUUUCAAUUGAGAGAAGGCCACUUCAUGGAACAUUUUCUAACUUUAUCAACAGAGUCUUCUACCAUCAUUUAUAAGGAAAUAAAUGAUCAUUUUGUGCCAUUUCAACAAAUUUCUUCUGGCAAAUUUAUAGUACCAAUUAUUUUAAGCAAAACAAUCGUACUCUUAACUUUACAUAAAGAUAUCAUAGUAAUUUAUCAAUAUGAUGGUUGGAAAUUCAUAGAAUUAAGUACAAAAUUAUUUGAAAUCAGUCAAUUUCGUCAAGUAAUAUUAUGUGAAAAAGAAUUAUUACUGGUAAAAAAUAAAAAUGAUAAAUGGACAUUGAAACAACCACUAUGGAUUAAAAAAACGUCGUACAAAGGUUUGCAAGAAGAAAUAAGAAUAUGGAACAUUUAUGUCAAGAGCAAAGUUCAAAGAAUAAUAAAAGAAAUUUUAAAUUUGAAAAAUUCUAUUAAUAUUAUAAAAGGCCAUAUCAGACAGUUUUAUGUCCACAAUAUAAAUAGACAUAAUUCACAAAAAUUAAAAAAUGUAUCAAAACAAUAUAAAAAAUUAAUUUCUAAAUUUCAAGCACAAAAAAUUGUUAUAAGUAGUAAAUGGCAUUCUAAAAACCUAACUGUAACUUCAUUGCAUGCAAAAAAAAUUCAAGUGAAAUGUAAAAACAAGUGCAAAGUCAAUCGAUUGAAUGUUGAAGGAAAUACUAAUCUUUUAUUUAAGUUUUCAAUACCAAAGGACAUAAAUCAAGUAUUCAGUUUCAAAGAAUUAAAUGCUAAAAAAAUUAAAAAUUGGAAAUGUCCACUUUUGAAUUUUAUAAUUGAAGAUAUUAUUGUACAUAAGUCAAUUAAUGAAAUAUCUUUAAGAUAUUUGCAGGAAAAUGCUUUGAAAGUAACUGGUAAUCAAAAAAUUACAGGGAAGCAUAUUUUUGUUAAUGUAAAUGCAAUAAAUGUUUUUAUGCCAUUAAAUAUUGCUACAAAUUUAACAAACCAAGAAUUAAUAAUAAAAGAGAUGAAAGUUAAACACUUAAAUUUAACAGCAGGUGGAAUUUUAUUGCCAUUAAAUGGUCCAUUCUCAACAGUUACUGGUUUAAUUAAAAUACCUAAACUAAAAGUAAAAGGUGGUGUUCAUUUACAAGCAAAAAUAUCUGGAAAGUGGAGAAGAAGAUCAUCACCUAUAAUAGAUAUUUCUGAGUUUAUAGUUUUGAAUGGUGAUUGUAGUUUAAAAAAUGUUAAAAUUGAGAAUUUAAGAUGUACGGACUUAAUUGCUAAAAACACAGGAUCAGUUAAAAAUACUUUAUCAAAUGCAAUAUCUUUGAAUGAUGCUAUACCAGUGCCUUUAAUUUUUUCCAGUGAGAAAGUGAAAUGGAGUAAUACUACUUUAUAUGGCCUGCAAAACUGGAUUACCGCAAAUUCCCAAAAUAUUAAUAUUAUAUUGGGAAAAAAACAUAUUCUGCAGAAUGUAAAAAUAACAAAAUUCUCUUACAACAACUUAAAGUUCCCUCGGUAUGAUUUAUUUUUUAAAGAUUCAAAAUUAUGUGCUAGUUCUAUCAUUGCAUCGGAAAUUAAAACAUCAUUACUAACAGUAGAUAUUAUUACCAUAAAAGAUUUAAUUAGUUUACGACUUUUCGGAAAUUUGGGUAAAAGAUAUUUUAUUAAUAACACUACAGUUCUUUUUAACCCUAUUUUGUUUGAAAUACAAUAUUAUUAUAAUGUUACUGCAAAAAAUAUAUUUACAAUGCAGAUAAAUAAUUUAAAUUUAACAGAAUUAGAAAGACUUAUGAAUUUAUGGAUUGAAUCUAAUAUUUUUAAUGUUUCGAUAGAAACAACAGAUUUGAUAAUAAAUACUCUUCAAUUGCCUACUCGAUUUAAUAUAGAAUUGCACAAAGCUAUACAAAAUAUUAUUUUAGAACGAAAUGCCCACGUAUAUAAUAUUAAUAAUAUUAAUUAUAUCGAUUUCUUCACUAAUACCAUAAAACUCAAAGAUAUGAUAUCUUUGCAAAACAUAACAUUUCGUAAUGGUUUUAGUACAAAUCAUAUAUUUGCUUCUUAUGUUCCGUUCAAUUUAAUAAAUAUAAGAAAAAAUAAUAAUUUCCAUAAAAAAAAAAUUUUUGAAAAUAUAGAAGUAAAUGCAAUAGAUUUACCAUAUUCUUUUAAAAUCAGUCAAAAUGAUACUCUAGUUAAUGUGGUUGUUAAGGGAUUUGCAAGUUUCCCACUGGAACCAAAAAUAAAAAAUGUAAAUGAUAUUAAUCUACAAAAGUUAUCUUCAGAAAUUUGGUUAGCUAUAAAUACUACAAUACUUUAUGGAAAAAGUUUAUAUUUUAAAGAUGCAAUAAUAGAAGGAAAUUUUACACUAAAUAAUAUAAUAAAUACAUUAAAUCCUGAAGUAUGGAAGAACAUUUCGACAUAUGUUUUAAGUAAAACAAAAUUGCAAGAAAUAAUAUUUCAUGCAUCUUUGAAUAAUGUCGAAGUCCCAAUCCUGAUGGGUUCAAACGCCUCAACUAUAAUAUCCACGUCAUCAGAUUUUAACGAUAUGUUUGAGAAUUCUUUGCUAAAGAAGAAAAUUCAAAAAGUGAGAGCAAAAUGGACAUUCAAUCAAUUAAAAAUUUUAGGAAAUUUACAUGCAAAGCAUACAAUUAAUAAUCUAAAUUUCGAAAAUGAUAUUAUGAGAUACAAUUCCAAAGAAAAUAUCGUAACUGGAAGGAAAACUGUCAUGGUUUUGAAUGCGGAGAACUUGAAUGGUUACGGUUUCAAUAAAUGGGUUGCUAAUGCUUUGUUAGAAACUAAAAAGGACAUAACUAUUAAGGGUCGAACGAAAUUUAGCACUGCUGCUUUUAAUACCGUAAAGGUGUCUGGAACUAUAAUGGGACAUACCAUGGAAGAAACAUUAUCAAAGUCUAUAAAUCAAACAAUUUAUGUUCCGAAAAAAAUCCAAGGCACUAUAAAUGCAUCUGAAUUGAUUAUUAAUGGUUUCAUAAAUGACGUAAAUAUGACUGAACUUAUGGAUCAUCAGUUGAAAAAAGAUAAAUCUAUCCAAACAAUAAAAACAGAUAUUGCCUUACAAAACAGUUUAAAUAUUUAUGGCAACCUUACCAUCGAGGAUACAUAUGCAGGGGUAGUAAUGAAGAAUUUGAAUAAAAGUUAUUCUAAUAUUACUUUUACCACUGACAGAAUGAAGAAAUUUUCAAGUGUAACAAAAGCAAUUAAUAUAGCUCUACAAAGCCGUGCAAUUUACAUAAAUAAUUUGGAAGUCGUAAAAGACACUUUCGAUACCUCUAAUAAAUCUAUUGUUACUGAAAAAAUGCAAUGCAAAUUUACACGCAUAUCAUCGCAAUGUAAUAAUGAACUCGUAACGAAUUUUGUUCUUCAAUCAAAUACGAGUAACUUCAUACUGCAGAAAUCAAUUAUAUUAGAUGAAGAGGAAUUCAUAGUCUUCGUAAAAUUUGAUUCUAUUUCUAUAUAUUCUUUUAAUAAUGUAGAAAACAAUCUUGUUCAUUUAAAAGAUUUAUAUAUUGCGAAUAUAACGGAUGCAUUUGUGGAGACAAGAAUGCGUACCUUAUGGAUCGUUUUGCGAUUAACUUCACAGACUCUGGUAUUGCACUAUCAGCCAUGGGAAGAUUUGCAAAAAUAUGUCCUGCCUAUCUCUAAUGUGUUUAUAAUGAACAGGACACCAAAUAAUCAACUUUUAAUAUUAUUAUCAUAUGGUGUAUGGGAUCUUGAAGGACUAGCCAGUCCGAGACAUAUCAUUGAGAUUUUCCUCAAAGAAAAAGUAGAAACUUUUUUUGAUACAUUUAAUUAUUACGUCAAGUGUACUUUAAAAAAUAAUACAACUUUGAUGAAAGCGCGAUAUAUAAGAAAUUAG
Messenger RNA from Eufriesea mexicana, 4710 nucleotides. RefSeq lists its product as uncharacterized. Lineage: Eukaryota; Metazoa; Arthropoda; Insecta; Hymenoptera; Apidae. Bases 1 to 4710 code for a protein of 1569 amino acids. The transcript has 15 exons. The record is from RefSeq and is a predicted model, not a curated record.